AUGAAUGAGAGGUCAUCUCGAUCACACACGAUUUUCCGGAUUAUUCUGGAGUCGAAAGAUGCCAAUCAGAAAGAUGGACCUGUACAUAUAAGCUACCUUAACUUAAUGGACUUAGCUGGUUCUGAGAGAGUUUCUCUGACGAAAGCUGCUGGAAAUGUGAUAAGGCAACUAAGCGAGGGGAAGGAGUUUAUCAGUUAUCGCGAUUCGAAAUUGACUAGACUGCUCUCACAGGCUCUUGGCGGUAAUGCCAAAUCAUUGAUUAUCGGGAAUGUUACUUUAGCUGCAGAGGAGGAGACCUAG
Messenger RNA from Acanthoscelides obtectus, 300 nucleotides. The record is from the annotation of a GenBank genome assembly. NCBI's taxonomy places the organism in Eukaryota, Metazoa, Arthropoda, Insecta, Coleoptera, Chrysomelidae.